UCUUUACAUAAAUAUUAGUCACUACUCAUAUUAAAAAAAGGACAAGCGUGAUAUCCACUCUGAUAAAAUCUCUUUCUUUUUCUUCCUUCUCUUCUCCCUUUAUCUUUCUGUUUUUGAGAAACGAGUCCGCUCUGUGUACUACUAGACCUUUUUUCACAAUCAGACAAAAAAAAAAGAGAGAUAAGAAGAAGAAGAAGAAAAAUGAAAAUGGUGAAAAUGCUCUGUUUUUUUCUUCUCUAUGUUGUAUAAUGAGUAAAAAACAGAGAUAUUAGAAGGGAAAAAAAAAUGGCAAUAGAGAAUAAUGAUCAAUCUUUUUUUUUAGAUGUGCUUUACUGUGAAGAAGAAGAAGAAAAAUGGGGUGAUUUGUUAGAGGAUGAAGAAGGGGUUAUUAUUAACCCAUUGUUGUUAUCUUCCGAAGGAACAACAAAGACUAAUUCUUUAUUAUUAUUACCUCUGCUUCUGUUGGAACAAGAUUUGUUUUGGGAAGAUGAAGAGCUUCUUUCACUUUUCGUUAAAGAAAAAGAAACUCGUUGUUGUUUUGAAAGUUUUGGGAGUGACCCUUUUCUCUGUUCAGCUCGUGUUGAUGUUGUUGAAUGGAUUCUUAAAGUGAAUGCUCAUUAUGAUUUCUCAGCAUUGACUGCCAUUUUAGCCAUAAAUUACCUUGACAGGUUUCUUUCUAGCCUUCAAUUUCAGAAAGAUAAGCCAUGGAUGAUUCAACUUGCUGCUGUCACUUGUCUUUCUUUAGCGGCUAAAGUUGAAGAAACUCAAGUUCCCCUUCUUCUUGACUUCCAAGUGGAGGAUGCAAAAUAUGUGUUUGAGGCAAAGACUAUACAAAGAAUGGAGCUUCUGGUACUGUCAUCACUGAAAUGGAGGAUGAAUCCAGUGACCCCACUUUCAUUUCUUGAUCAUAUUAUAAGGAGGCUUGGGCUAAAGAACAAUGUUCAUUGGGAAUUUCUCAGAAGAUGUGAAAGUCUUCUUCUAUUUGUCAUGAUUGAUUGUAGAUUUGUAUGUUAUAUGCCUUCUGUAUUGGCUACUGCAAUUAUGCUUCAUGUUAUUCAUCAAAUUGAGCCUUGUAAUGCUAUUGACUACCAAAAUCAACUUCUUGGUGUUCUCAAAAUUAGCAAGGAGACUGUGAAUAAUUGCUAUGAACUCAUAUCUGAAGUAUCAUCAAAGCCUAUUACAUCACACAAACGCAAAUAUGAUGAAAAUCCCAGUAGUCCAAGUGGUGUAAUAGAUCCAAUUUACACUUCAGAAAGUUCAAAUGAUUCAUGGGAUUUAGAUUUGCCUUUGUUCAAGAAAAGCAAAGUUCAAGAACAGCAAAUGAAAAUGUCAUCAUCAUUAAGCAGAGUUUUUGUGGAAGCUGUUGGUAGUCCUCAUUAACAUGUCUCUUCUAAACAUUUUAUUACAUAUUCAAGAUGUAUUUUCCUGUUAUGUCAUUUUUUUUUCUUCAAAAUUUACAUGAAAAAAAAAAAAAAAAAAAGUGAAGGAAGUGUGUUAGCUGUGGUUGUUGGCAGAGAAGAGAAGAGGAGUGGCUUUAUAUUUUGCAGGAGUGUAGUCUACUACUACUGGAAAGCCAGAGAGAAAGAGAAAAGACAGAAUAUGUGUAAUCUUUGUUUUUCUCUCUAUUUAUUUCAAUUUCUCUCUCAAGUCACUUUCAUGCAUGCAUACUUUUGA
Solanum pennellii is the source of this 1674-nucleotide messenger RNA. RefSeq names its product cyclin-D3-1. NCBI's taxonomy places the organism in Eukaryota, Viridiplantae, Streptophyta, Magnoliopsida, Solanales, Solanaceae. The coding region runs from base 286 to 1380 and encodes 364 amino acids. The transcript is spliced from 4 exons. Gene Ontology annotation, cellular component: cytoplasm; cyclin-dependent protein kinase holoenzyme complex; nucleus. Gene Ontology annotation, biological process: regulation of cyclin-dependent protein serine/threonine kinase activity; mitotic cell cycle phase transition. Gene Ontology annotation, molecular function: cyclin-dependent protein serine/threonine kinase regulator activity. The record is from RefSeq and is a predicted model, not a curated record.